GGGCCUGGCUCUCUGCCUCUGGGUCUGGUAGUCUCCUCCAAAAAGCUGAAGUAAACCACCCGGGUCUGGGUGCACGAUGUCUUCCACUUCACUUUAUAACUUCCAGUCAUCCCACCCACCACAUCCGCAAUCUCGUCUUCUGAAAGAACUAUCUGUCGUUCCAAGACCAACUACCGAACAAAAUAACCUGAAAAGUGAAGGCAGAACAGGAGCUCCGAGGUUGCAAGCUUGCGUCCCCCCGACAACAUGCCUCCUCAACAUCAAUACUUCCACCCCCACCAAGAGGAAGCUGAGAGAUUGCUAUCUACUCAGCCUCAACCUUCCGAAUUGCAAGAAGAUAUCGAAGACGAAGAGGGGAAGGCUUACGAAUCCAACGAGAAGGUGGUGAUCGUCGGGAUUGACGAGUCUGGCAGCAUCGACUCGGAGGACUACUAUGCAAAUGCAAUUCCACCCUUCUCAUGGAAGAAACUUUGGCUGUUUACGGGUCCUGGGUUCUUGAUGAGCAUUGCUUUCCUCGACCCUGGAAACCUCGAGGGGGAUCUUCAGGCUGGAGCCAUUGCUGGCUACUCCCUAUUGUGGCUGUUGAUGUGGGCUACUGUUAUGGGGCUUCUGAUUCAGUUGUUAUCGGCCAGGCUCGGUGUCGCCACCGGGCGCCACUUGGCCGAGCUUUGUAGGGAUCACUACCCGACUUGGGCUGGCUACUUGUUGUGGUUUAUGGCCGAGUUGGCUUUGAUCGGAGCUGAUAUUCAGGAGGUUAUCGGAAGUGCCAUUGCUAUCAAGAUUCUUAGUCAUGGUGUCUUGCCUCUCUGGGCUGGCGUAAUUAUCACAGCUUUUGAUUGUUUCAUCUUCCUAUUUCUUGAGAACUACGGGGUGAGGAAAUUGGAAGCUGUUUUCGCAGUUCUCAUUGCUACCAUGGCAAUGUCAUUCGCGUGGAUGUUUGGUGAAACCAAACCUAGUGGAAAGGAACUUCUGAUAGGUGUUGUGGUGCCAAAAUUAAGCUCAAAGACCAUACGGCAAGCAGUGGGAGUUGUGGGUUGCAUUAUCAUGCCUCACAAUGUUUUCUUGCAUUCUGCUCUUGUACAAUCAAGGAAGAUUGACACUCAUAAGAAAGGCCGGAUUCAAGAGGCCCUCAAUUACUACUCCAUUGAGUCCUCUGCAGCUCUCUUUAUCUCUUUCUUGAUCAACCUGUUUGUUACAACUGUAUUUGCUAAAGGAUUUUAUGGUACAGAGCAAGCCAAUAGCAUAGGCCUAGUAAAUGCAGGCCAGUAUCUUCAGGAGAAAUAUGGGGGUGGACUCUUCCCUAUUCUUUAUAUAUGGGGCAUUGGAUUACUGGCAGCAGGACAGAGUAGCACCAUCACCGGCACAUAUGCAGGUCAAUUUAUUAUGGGAGGUUUUCUGAAUCUCCGUUUAAAAAAAUGGCUGAGAGCAUUAAUCACAAGAAGUUUUGCAAUUAUUCCAACCAUGAUUGUCGCACUUUUCUUUGACACCUCCGACAAAAUGUUGGAUGUCCUAAAUGAAUGGAUUAAUGUGCUUCAGUCAAUUCAGAUCCCUUUUGCAGUCAUCCCUCUUCUUAUCUUGGUAUCAAAGGAGCAAGUCAUGGGUGUUUUCAAAAUCGGACCUGCGUUUAAGGCUGUGGCGUGGAUUAUAGCCGCCCUGGUAAUAUUGAUCAAUGGGUUUCUUUUACUGGAUUUCUUCUCUUCUGAAGUAAAAGGACUGUUGUUUGGAACUUUAGUGUCCACAGCUACAGCAGCAUAUAUGGCAUUUAUUAUCUAUCUUAUUUUACAAGGUGGUGCCCUUUCCUCUUGCCCCAGCCUUAUUCACUCCAAGAAGUCGAUAGAUACAGGAAAUUGAGCAUGCAUUUUCCCCACUACAAAUACAGGAAAGUAUAGUUUUGAGAAGUCGUUUUGACCAUGUUGAUAUAUCACCUUUUCAUGCAUACUUCAACUUGGUAGCUCUUUUUAAGCAAUGUGGUACUUUUGUGCCCCUCUGCAACAUGGAGCAACUCAGGGUUCUUUCUAUAUGUCGAGGCACUCUGCCUUUCCAAGGAUAUGGAUGGCAACCGAAAGUAUUUAUCCACCAAACAUCACCCCAUGUAAAGAUCCAAACUGGUAUCUUUAUUUUUUUUUUCCAACAACAAGUGAUUUUUACAUUGUAACCAUAUAAACGUCCAAUAUUGUUAAUUAUGAAAAAAAAAAAAAAAAGAAUGAGAUAUAUACA
Nelumbo nucifera (sacred lotus) is the source of this 2217-nucleotide messenger RNA. Its product is annotated as metal transporter Nramp3.2-like. The record is from RefSeq and is a predicted model, not a curated record. Gene Ontology annotation, molecular function: cadmium ion transmembrane transporter activity; manganese ion transmembrane transporter activity. Lineage: Eukaryota; Viridiplantae; Streptophyta; Magnoliopsida; Proteales; Nelumbonaceae. Gene Ontology annotation, cellular component: membrane. Gene Ontology annotation, biological process: manganese ion transport; iron ion transmembrane transport.